Pelobates fuscus (common spadefoot toad) is the source of this 507-nucleotide messenger RNA. RefSeq names its product HIG1 hypoxia inducible domain family member 2A (gene HIGD2A). Lineage: Eukaryota; Metazoa; Chordata; Amphibia; Anura; Pelobatidae. The record is from RefSeq and is a predicted model, not a curated record. Gene Ontology annotation, biological process: mitochondrial respirasome assembly. The transcript is spliced from 2 exons. Bases 67 to 360 code for a protein of 97 amino acids. Gene Ontology annotation, cellular component: mitochondrion.
GCCCCGCCCUACGGAAGUGUGUCCUUGACAGUGUGAGAGGUGCUGGCCCAGGGUUUGGAUGUCACUAUGGCUCAGUCGGACCCCCCCAUAAUUGAUGGCUUCACCCCCAGCUCACCCACAUUAAAGGAGGGCUUCAAGGGCAAGUUUGUCAGGAAGGUCAAAGAAAACCCGUUUGUGCCUAUAGGGUGCCUAGCCACAGCUGGAGCUCUGACUUAUGGACUCAUCUCGUUCAAGCAGGGGAAAACUCGGCAGUCACAACUAUUGAUGCGUGCCCGUAUUUUGGCGCAGGGUUUCACAGUUGCUGCCAUCAUGGUUGGAGUUGCAAUGACUGCUAUGAAACCUCGUACUCCUUCUCGCUGAAGGUGCAGUAUUUCAAGAGGACUCCCUUAUAAGACCUCUAUGUACAGUUUGCUCCACGUUAUAUUUUUCACAAUGCAAAUAUGCUUCCCUUUAAGGGUGCUGAAAUGUAAUUGGAUUAAAUUUGCCACAUAAAAUAUAUCAAAGAAU